AUGGCAUAUGAAAUUUUUAUAUUAUUAUCUACAAUUUCGUUUGUUUCGAGUUUUUCAUGUCGGCUCUUUGGAAUAGAUCAAACAACGCUCGAUACAAAAUUUAUCGAAUUCUAUAAUACAUCGUCUCAUCGUCAUGUAUUAGAUUUAGGCGGUUCAGUAUUUCAGAGUCCAUCAGCAACAGUAAAACUAGAUAAUCGUACAUACCUUAGUACGUAUAAUACUUUUGAUAGUAAAGCUAUACCUUAUUUUUUCCUACUAAUGAUUGAUGUGAAAACUAAGUCAAUCAAACUUAACGUAUCAUUAAUCGAAAAAAAUGAUUAUGCAGGAUUUUAUCAUAUUGGAGUGACGCGUGAGAAUGGUAACAUUUAUGGUAUCAGAGAAAGUUUCAAGUCUCCGUUAAGUUUAGAAGUAGCUAACAUCAAUCAAACAACAGGUCUUAUGAAAUCUAUUGGAAUAUAUCCAGCUGGUUCAUUUAGUAUUAUCAUAGCUUUUGCCUCGAAACGCAGAUUGUAUUAUAAUGUUAUAGAUUCGACACUCUAUGGUAUCAAUAUUGAUACAGGAAAAUUAGAGGUACAUAGUCAAAUACCUGGAGAUUAUUCCAUCUAUGCUCUUGACUAUGAUUCUGCUAAAGAUCGACUCAUUGCUCUAGUUUAUCCAGCUGGAUUAAACGAUGGCGUUUGGUAUUUAGUUGAAGUCAUUAUGAAAGCAAAAGGUGAACUUGAAUUUGAUCGUAUUGGUAAAAGUGAAAUUCCAUUUGAGAAAUAUUUUUGGUCAACCAACUAUGCACUCGAUGCAGAAAAACGUCUAUGGGUUACACUAUGGGGCACAACAGAUAAUAAAAAAAAUUAUUUUUUUGUGUUCAAUAUCGAUAAUGGAAAAAUUGUUGAACAAAUGGCAACGAAUCUGACUGAAUUAAGUAAUCUUGCUUGCUUCGAUUCAAUUUGA
Molecule: messenger RNA, 945 nt
Organism: Rotaria socialis
Lineage: Eukaryota; Metazoa; Rotifera; Eurotatoria; Philodinida; Philodinidae
Source: the annotation of a GenBank genome assembly